Priapulus caudatus is the source of this 3088-nucleotide messenger RNA. RefSeq names its product rap guanine nucleotide exchange factor 4-like. The transcript is spliced from 4 exons. The record is from RefSeq and is a predicted model, not a curated record. NCBI's taxonomy places the organism in Eukaryota, Metazoa, Priapulida, Priapulimorpha, Priapulimorphida, Priapulidae. Gene Ontology annotation, biological process: positive regulation of GTPase activity; Ras protein signal transduction. Gene Ontology annotation, molecular function: guanyl-nucleotide exchange factor activity. Gene Ontology annotation, cellular component: plasma membrane. The coding region runs from base 1 to 3081 and encodes 1026 amino acids.
AUGAUUGCAGCUUAUUCAGCCAACAGCAACAGCAGCAUUAACUGGAUCCAGUGCCUCGACAAGCGCCCGUCGGACCGCAGCAGCGAAGAUCUGGAGAUAAUCUAUACGCGCCUGAAAAACGUCAAAGCCUUCGAGAAGCUCAACCCGAUGCUGUUGCAGCAGAUUUGCUACUACGGCUACUACGAAGAUCUAGAGAAGGGCGUCGUGCUCUACAGGCAAGGCGACCUCGGAACGAACUGGUACACCGUCCUUGCUGGUACUCUGGACGUGAACGUGUCAGAGACGGGCCACACCGACGACUCCGUCACCGUGUGCACGUUCGGCAUCGGCAUCGCAUUCGGGGAAUCCGUGCUCGACAACAGUCCUCGACACGCCACCGUCGUCACGAGCGACUACUGCGAGCUGCUGCGAGUCGAGGAGAAGGAUUUUCGUCUGCUUUGGGAGCAGAACCGAGAGUUCAUGGAGGGCGUGUUGAGUCAGUUGAGCGGGCCGCUAGCCGAGCUCGGCCUCGAGAAGCUUAACAUAGAGCCUCAGCUUCCCGCGAGGCGUCCGGAGCACGCAGCCUCCGUGAACCCGGCGCUGCCGAUCACGCAGGAACCCUCGGAGAAACUGUCGCGCGCGGGGAAGGUUCUCCGCACCGUGCUGCUCUCGCGCGCGCCGACGAUGAUCCGAGAUCGCAAGUUCCACCUGCGCACUUACCGCCGCUGCAUGGUCGCCUCCGACAUGGUCGACUGGCUGCUGCAGCAGAGCACGGUGGUGCACUCUCGCGGCCAGGCGGUCGGCAUGUGGCAGGCGCUGCUCGAGGAGGGCGUCGUCGCGCACGUGUCGCACGAGCACCAGUUCAAGGACAAGUACCUCUUCUAUCGCUUCCGCGAGGACGACCUCGGCAUCAGCACAGUGCCGACGAGCGCCGAGAAGAAGGAGAGCGAGGACGAGUUGCCCGAGACGCUCAACCUUCUCUCGCAGAUCGGUCCCGACUCGAUGCUGCGCAUGAUCCUGCGCAAGACGCCGCAGGAGCGCACCGCCGACGACCUGGAGAUCAUCUACGAAGAACUGCUUCACAUCAAGGCGCUCUCGCAUUUAUCGACGAUGGUCAAACGCGAACUCGCGAGCGUUCUCGUCUUCGAGUCGCACGCGCACGCCGGCGAGGUGCUAUUCAAUCAGGGCGACGAGGGAAAGAGUUGGUACAUCAUCCUCAAAGGUUCCGUGAACGUCGUCAUCUACGGUAAGGGCGUCGUCUGCACGCUGCACGAGGGCGACGAUUUCGGGAAGCUGGCGCUGGUGAACGACGCGCCGCGCGCCGCCUCGAUCGUCCUGCGCGAGAACAACUGCCACUUCCUGCGCGUCGACAAGGACGACUUCAACCGGAUACUGCGCGACGUCGAAGCGAACACCGUCCGACUGAAGGAGCACGGACAGGACGUGCUCAUACUGGAGAAGAUCGCCGCGGGCGGGGGCGGCGGCGGAGGCGGGGGUUCGCAGCCGCAUUACAAGUACUCGGUGAUGGCCGGCACGCCGGAUAAGAUGCUGGAGCAUCUGCUGGAGACGAGGCUCGGUGCGGCCGCCGACGACCAGUCGGACACCUACCUGCAAGACUUCCUCCUCACCUAUGUCAUCUUCAUGCCGAGCGGGGUGCUCUGUCCAGCGCUCAUGCAGCACUACCACACGACGGCCAACCACGGCGACGACACGGCAGGCGGCGCCACCGACGGCGGCAACCAGGAGGAUCCCGUAGCUCUGAUACUCGCGAACAAGAAGCGCGUGAUCGAGUUCGUGCAGCAGUGGUUCAACACAGCGGGAGACGCCUUCAAGGAGGACCAGACGAUACGCGCCUUCCUCGAGGAGCUCUACCACUCCGUGCUCGUCGACUGUCAAUCGUAUACGCUGCUGCGGGAACAGCUCACCGUCCUCAACGGCAUCAUCAAUGGCAUCAACGACAAGGCGCAGGAGGACAAGUCGAGCCGACGAUCGCGCGGCAUGCCGGGCACGUCGAUCAAGAAGACGAAGGAGGACAAGAGCGCCGCGCAUCAGACGUACAAGAGCGCCGACUACAACAUAUUUAAGGUGUACUGCGCCGACCACACGUACAGCACGCUGAAGAUGCGAGUCGACGCGACGGCCGGACAGAUCGUACACGUCGCCCGCGAGAAGCUCUGCCUCGGAGAGGACCUCCAGCUCGUCGAGGUGAAGUCCACGGGCGAGCGAGUCGUCUUCAAAGAGGAGGAGGUGAGCGUGACGACGGGGUUGAGCGUCAACGGACGUCUCUUCAUCGCCCCGCGAGAGCAUCUCGACUCUCUGACGCCUCUCCCGGAGCAGGACGGACCGAGUACGAGCACAUGCUCGCAGCUCGAGUUGAUGAACUCGCGCGACAUCGCCUACCAGCUUGCCGUCUUCGACUGGGACCUGUUCACGUGCGUGCACAAGUUCGAACUGAUCUACCACGUCUUCGGACGCGACAAAUUCGGCAAGAUCAUGUCCAAUCUGGAUGUGUUCCUGCGACGCUUCAACGAGGUGCAAUACUGGGUCGUCACCGAGCUCUGUCUGACGCCGACGGUCAGCAAGCGCGUGCAGCUGCUGCGCAAAUACAUCAAGGUGGCCGCGCACUGCAAGGAGUACCAGGACCUCAACUCGUUCUUCGCCAUCGUCAUGGGUCUCAGCAACAUCGCCAUCUCGCGGCUGUCGCAGACCUGGGAGAAACUUCCCGGCAAGUUCAAGAAGAUGUUCGCCGAAUUCGAGGCGCUCAUGGACCCGUCGCGCAACCACCGCGUCUACCGGCUCGCCGUCGCCAAGAUGUCGCCGCCGAUCGUGCCUUUCAUGCCGCUGCUCAUGAAGGACAUGACCUUUACGCACGAGGGCAAUAAGACCUACUUCGAGGCCCUGAUCAACUUCGAGAAGAUGCACAUGAUCGCUCAGACAAUACGCACGAUACAGUACUGCCGCAGCAAGCCGUUUCGCAUCGAGCAGCCGUCGUCGCUGAAGAACACGACCGACGUGCGCACCUACAUACGCAACCUGAAGGUCAUCGACAACCAGCGACGCCUCACGCAGCUGUCGCACAAGCUGGAGCCGCGACGAUCGUAGGUACGUC